AUGCCGGGUCCAGAAAAAAAAUUAUUUUUGACUCAAGCAUUGCAAGAUGAAACCUCGACGGCAGAGAAGAUGAUUAGUAAAGAGAAGGAACCUGAACUAGAAACCGAACCUUCUGAAGUCACUGAUGUCAUUAAAACAUGUUGCGAAUUCCAUGAUCAAAUUAAUUUGAUUAGUGAAGCAUAUCACUUGGUAUAUGGAGGUCCAAAGAAUUUGUUAAAUGAAUCUUCUAAUCUAAUUGAAAUUGAGACCCCUAUGAAAAACAGUGUGAUGCAUAUUGCAGCUUGGAAUGGUAAUGAUGACAUUGUUGCACUUUUAAUUGAACGUGCUCCAAAACUUUUGUUCAACUUGAACGAAAACAAGGAUAGUGUAUUACAUGUUGCUGCAAGAAAUGGACGCAUUUCAACCAUUGAAAAGCUUUUAGACGGUUAUAUUAACUUUCAACGACAUGAAAUAAAAAGAGCAUGGUUUGAAUACCAUAAAUGGGAUGGUGACUCAGAAGACUAUAAAGAUUAUGGUGCCAAGUCCAAUAUGAAGGAUCUAUUAAAUUUUGUGAAGUUGGAGAAUGAUCAAGGCAACACUAUGUUUCAUGAGGCAAUGUUAUGUCACAAGAGAAAUAUUGUCGGUGAUACGAUUUUUAAAGUUUGCGAAAAAUACAAAAUUGAAGAUUUGUCUGUGAAGUCAUUGUCAAAUAGUUGUUAUGACUAUGCGAUAAAUAUUGUAAAUCAUGAGAAGAAAACAGUACUUUUUCUUGCAGUUGAAAAUGGAAACAAGGAUGUUGUUGAAGCAAUAUUACAAAAAUGUCAAAAAAAUGAUGAUAGGCCGAAGGGAUUAUCACCUUUGAUAGCAGCAAUAAUGAUGCAUAAUCAAGAAAUGUUGAGGAUCAUAAUAAAAAACAAGCAAAGUUGGAUCCAUUCAUUGGACGAACAUAAAAGGCUUCCUUUACAUUAUUCUGCAUCCAUAGGUUACCUUGAAGGUGUUGAUUUAUUACUUGGAAUAUGUAGAUGCUGCACCAUUAAAAGGGACAAAUAUGGUUAUUUCCCGAUCCAUCUAGCAUCUUAUGGAGGCCAUGUGGAAGUAGUGAGGAAGUUGUUAGAAUACUGUCCAGAUCCAUUAGAGAUGGUUGACACUUCUCAUAAGCGUAAUAUUCUUCACAUUGCAGCAAACCAUGGAAAACAUGAGGUUGUAUGCUACAUAUUACAAAGUGACAUUCCUGAACAUCAAAAGCUGAUAAAUCAAAAGGAUAAGGAAGGAGAUACCCCUUUGCAUUUGGCUGCAAGAUCAUGUCAUCCCACAACUGUAUACUACUUAGUUAACCAAAACAACGAAAAGGUGAAUCUUAAUUUGGUUAACAAGAACAAUGAAACUGCUCUCGACAUUGUUAAUUCGCUUUACGAGGUUGAAAAAUCAUCUUUGAGAUAG
Molecule: messenger RNA, 1419 nt
Organism: Lathyrus sativus (Indian pea)
Lineage: Eukaryota; Viridiplantae; Streptophyta; Magnoliopsida; Fabales; Fabaceae
Source: the annotation of a GenBank genome assembly